Macrobrachium nipponense is the source of this 1908-nucleotide messenger RNA. RefSeq names its product endochitinase-like. The transcript is spliced from 11 exons. Lineage: Eukaryota; Metazoa; Arthropoda; Malacostraca; Decapoda; Palaemonidae. Gene Ontology annotation, molecular function: chitin binding; chitinase activity. The record is from RefSeq and is a predicted model, not a curated record. Bases 114 to 1295 code for a protein of 393 amino acids. Gene Ontology annotation, biological process: carbohydrate metabolic process; chitin catabolic process. Gene Ontology annotation, cellular component: extracellular region.
CCUCGACGUCCAAACCAGUGAGUGCCAAGUGUGGUGACGCCCCAUCUUGCUGAAGGUAGAAGUUCGUCGUCUUGAUCUUGUUCGCGUUCCUGAGGUCUUACGCUAACAAGAAGAUGCCGAACAUGCACAGCAUGUACAGUUUCAUGCUGCCAGCAUGUUUCGUCCUGAUUCUAGCGAGCUCAAAUCUUCCUGCCGUUAUUGGAGGUAGGAGUGGUGGGAAAGCGCCCCUGAACACCUGUUACUAUGUGCCGGGAGUAGGUCUGGAUAUCGAAGAGAUUCCGGGAGAUCUCUGCACCAACGUCAUUUAUUCUUUUUGCAAUCUCUCUGCCGACACUUGGGAAGUGAUACCAGGCCAUCGUCAGUUUGACAUCGUGGAAGGAGGAUACAGAAGGUUCGUGGGACUGAAGGAGAAGUUCCCUCACCUGAGGACUGACGUCUCCAUUGGCGGUGGGGAGAGUGAUGCUCGCGCAUUUUCAACAAUGGCAGGUGAUAGGGCGAAGAGGGCCACUUUCAUCGCAAGCGUUGUCAAAUUCUUACGUGAACAUGGUUUCGAUGGUUUCGAUGUUGACUGGGAAUUUCCGAAGAUCAAAGAUAAAGAUAAUCACAAGAUUCUGCUUCAAGAGCUGAGAGAAGCCUUCGAUAAGGAAGACCAAGGCUGGAUGUUAACAGCAGCAGUACCAGCGGGAGGCCCCUGGGCAGGCAGUAUUUACAGCAUUCCCGACAUCUGCAGCACCCUCGAUGCCGUCUACAUGAUGACAUAUGAUCUCCGAACUGACAAGGGUGGAUUUGCAGACGUCCAUUCCAUGCUCUACCGCAGACCACACCUGGAUACUGGAAGCUACGAGCGCUGGAAUGUUAACGAUGGAGCCCUGUAUUACAUACAAAACGGCUGUCCCCGAAGCAAAUUGGUGAUUGGCGUUCCUUUCUAUGGCUACUAUUACUUUCUGAAAGAUCCAUCACAGCACGAACUUCACGCACCCACGGAGGGAGGAGGAACCAUCUCCUAUGCUAAGUUGUGUAAGAGAAUGAUCGAUGAAGCUGGUUGGGUUGAAGACUUCGAUGAGAUAGGCCUCGUUCCCUUCGCCUACAGGGGUAAAGACUGGAUCGGGUACGAAAACGUCAAGAGCCUUGAGCUGAAAAUGAAUUACAUCCGUGAAAAGGGUGUCUUGGGAGUCCUGAACUGGCAGUUGAGCCAUGACGACAAACUUGGACAGUGCAACGAGGGAACGUUCCCACUCAUGAAAACUGUCUACAAUGGUAUUCGAAACUACACUGUGCCAGUUUCUUCCAACUAGAAGCUCAAGCAAAGUUUUCCUUGAGAGAGAGAGAGAGAGAGAGAGAGAGAGAGAGAGAGAGAGAGCUUAAUUACAGCUACUUAAGAACCAUAAGAGAUGGCACGAGAUCGGUGGUCCAUAUAACUUUAUCCCAGUGGUGGAUCUAGAAAUCUUUCAUUGGGGGAGAGCACUUAGGAUAUAUAUAUAUAUAUAUAUAUAUAUAUAUAUAUAUAUAUAUAUAUAUAUAUAUAUAUAUAUAUGUGUGUGUGUGUGUGUGUGUGUGUGUGUGUGUGUGUGUGUGUGUAGUAUACACUCAAAUAUACUAUAUACACAUAUGCACAUAUAUAUUGUAUGUAAGAGAGAGAGAGAAUUAUAAUUGUGAAGAUUGUCACAUGGUUUCCAACAGAUAUAACUUUCACAAAAGAACUAAAAAUACAAACAGGAAACACACAUGCUAUUAUGCAAUAUCAAGUGUACAAACUCAGUAGUUUUAUUUUGUUGAUACACCUUUCCAAAGUUAAGUUUAAACUCUGGCAUUUUAUCCUUAACUACCUGCUUGUCAGAACAAUUUUAGCAAAUUAUAAUUUUAUAUAAAUUCUUUUAAUUGAUUCACAGGCGUCCACAAACUCUAAUU